This is a messenger RNA of Gavialis gangeticus (Gharial), 1642 nucleotides long. RefSeq names its product cysteine and histidine rich domain containing 1 (gene CHORDC1). NCBI's taxonomy places the organism in Eukaryota, Metazoa, Chordata, Crocodylia, Gavialidae. The transcript is spliced from 11 exons. Bases 50 to 1054 code for a protein of 334 amino acids. The record is from RefSeq and is a predicted model, not a curated record.
CCUCCCUCCUUCCUGCCGCCGGCGCCGGCUCUACCUCGCGCGUUGCGCCAUGGCCCUGCUCUGCUACAACCGCGGCUGUGGGCAGCGCUUCGACCCCGGCACCAACACGGAGGAUUCAUGUAUAUAUCAUCCAGGUGUACCAGUCUUUCAUGAUGCUUUAAAGGGCUGGUCAUGCUGUAAAAGAAGAACAACAGAUUUUUCUGAUUUCUUGAGUAUUGUGGGCUGUACAAAGGGUUUCCAUAAUAGUGAGAAACCCCCUGAGCCUGUUAAACCUGAAGUCAAAACUACCUCUGAACGAAAGGAAUUAGCUGAACUGAAACCUAAAUUUCAGGAGCACAUAAUUCGGGCACCAAAGCCAGUGGAAACAAUUAAGCGGCCAAGCCCAGAUGAACCAAUGACAAACUUGCAGCUGAAAGUAUCAGCUUCCCUGAAACAGGCGCUAGAUAAACUGAAACUGUCAUCAGAGAAUGACGAAGAAAAAAAAGAAGAGGACAGUGAUGAAAUCAAGAUUGGGACUGCGUGUAAAAACGGAGGCUGCUCAAAGAGAUUUGAAGGACCACAGAGCACAGAAGAACUAUGUAUAUACCAUUCUGGUGUACCUAUAUUUCAUGAAGGGAUGAAGUACUGGAGCUGCUGUAAGCGAAAAACUUCUGAUUUUAAUACAUUUUUGGCUCAAGAAGGAUGCACAACAGGAACACAUGUAUGGACUAAAAAAGAUACUGGGAAAAAAAUAGUUCCUUGUAGGCAUGACUGGCAUCAGACUGGAGGCGAAGUGACCAUUUCAAUAUAUGCUAAAAAUUCAGUUCCUGAACUUAGCUAUGUUGAAGCAAAUAGCACAGUGUUAAAUAUACACAUUAUAUUUGAAGGGGAUAAAGAAUUUCAUCACAGUGUAAAACUAUGGGGGGUAAUUGAUGUGAAGAGGAGUUACGUAAACAUGACCGCUACAAAGAUUGAGCUCACUAUGAGGAAAGCGGAGCCCCUGUCAUGGGCAAGCCUUGAACUACCAGUGCCUAACAAACAGCAGCAACAAAAAAAAGAUACAGAUCAAAAAUGAACUCCUAAAGAGAGAAAAUUAUUUUCUAUCACAACAUGGUGACUUGCUACUGUAAUGUGAUAUUCAUCUUUUUUUAUUUUUAAAGUUUUUCUUUUACAAUAGAUUGUGGAUUUCAAAUCAGGGUCAACAUUUGUCUUUACAUACUGUAAUAUGGUUGUCUCUCUCAUCCCAUACUUCUUGGGGCUUGUCUACAUAGCAAAGUUCAUGCCCAGUAAAUUAGGGUGGGAAAUUGAACAGUAAUAACUGUUUUGUCAGAGUAGUCUUAAAGACAUCUGCUCCACAUGAAGGGUGUCCUUGCAUGAAGCUAGUACAGACCAGCUAUUGUGCUUCAGGUUCUAUGCCCUUACCUUAGGCUGCAUACACGCAUUUAAAUCAUCCAGGACAACUCUCCCAGGUUUAUUUUCCUGAGACAAAAACUGACCUGUACAGAAGUUGUAACAAAGAAGCAAAGAGCCUGCUGGCCAGGCAAGGAAUCCUAGAGCGUGCAGCUCAGAGCUUUGCAGGCUUUUUAAUUGAAUGUAGGCAGGGAGUGUCAGGGAAGGUAUUGCCAGGGUCUGUGCCACGCACAGAGUUUUUCAGCCUUCCUCA